Molecule: messenger RNA, 2334 nt
Organism: Penicillium odoratum
Lineage: Eukaryota; Fungi; Ascomycota; Eurotiomycetes; Eurotiales; Aspergillaceae
Gene: lysF
Product: homoaconitase LysF
Exons: 2
Coding region: 1-2334 (777 amino acids)
Biological process (GO): L-lysine biosynthetic process
Molecular function (GO): homoaconitate hydratase activity; 4 iron, 4 sulfur cluster binding
Source: RefSeq, a predicted model, not a curated record
AUGGUUAGGCAUCUGUGUGCGCUGAUGCGCCGGCCAGUUUGGCGUCGGCCUCUUUUGACCCCAUCGGUUGCCCUCCCGGGUAGACGAGUUCAGCCUCAAUUGCGAUCGAUUGCGACUCCCCUUGCCCCUCGUUCGCUGAGCACAACCGCUAUCGCCCAGGCCGAAGCCUUGAAUGCGAAGCAAGUUCUUCCCUCGAUCAAUUUGUCGGAGAUUCCGACUGAGAAGCGGACACCGCAGACCUUGACCGAGAAGAUCGUUCAACGCUAUGCAGUCGGCCUCCCCGAGGGAAAGUUUGUGCGCAGCGGCGAUUAUAUCAGUCUUGCACCCCAGCACUGCAUGACCCAUGACAACUCGUGGCCCGUCGCUACCAAGUUCAUGUCCAUGGGAGCCUCUGAAGUCCACAACCGCAAGCAGAUCGUCAUGACCCUUGAUCACGACGUCCAAAACACCAGCGAGUCGAACCUCAAGAAAUACCAGCAAAUCGAGGCAUUUGCUGCAAAGCACGGUAUCGACUUCUACCCCGCCGGACGUGGUAUUGGACACCAGAUUAUGGUGGAAGAGGGUUACGCGUGGCCGGGAACUAUGGCUGUCGCCUCUGAUAGCCACAGCAAUCACUACGGUGGUGUUGGCUGCCUUGGUACCGCUGUUGUACGAACUGAUGCUGCUAGUAUCUGGGCCACCUCGCGGACAUGGUGGCAGAUUCCCCCUGUGGCGAAGGUCAACCUCACGGGAACCCUUCCAGUAGGCGUGACUGGUAAGGAUGUGAUUGUCGCCUUGUGCGGUCUGUUCAACAGCGACGUCCUCAACCAUGCCAUUGAGUUCAGCGGUUCCGAAGAAACCAUGGCUAGCCUUCGUGUAGACACCAGAAUGACCAUUGCCAACAUGACCACUGAGUGGGGUGCUCUUACGGGUCUAUUCCCUAUUGACCGGACCCUCGAGCGCUGGCUCCGAUACAAGGCUACUGAGGCAGCCCUAUCGGAUGACCGGACCACUCGCGAGCGCAUUACUCACGAGAGAGUCGAUGAGCUGUUCGCCAACCCCCUCAAAGCUGAUCCUGAUGCUCAAUACGCCAAGCAGCUCUACCUCAACCUCUCUACCCUCUCACCCUACGUCUCAGGACCCAACUCAGUCAAGGUCGCCACCCCUCUGAACGAGCUCGCCCCGCAGAAGAUCAAGGUCAACCGCGCGUACAUUGUCUCUUGCACCAACUCACGUGCUUCCGACAUCGCGGCCGCCGCUAAGGUCUUCAAGGACGCUGCUAAGGCUAACAAUGAUGUGGUCCCCAAGAUUGCUGAUGGUGUUCAGCUGUACAUUGCGGCAGCUUCCAUCCCUGAGCAGGAGCUCGCCGAGGCCGCUGGUGACUGGCAGGUUCUGCUCGAGGCUGGUGCGCAGCCACUGCCUUCUGGUUGCGGACCUUGCAUUGGUCUCGGAACGGGUCUUUUGGAGCCCGGCGAGGUUGGCAUCAGUGCCAGCAACCGUAACUUCAAGGGACGUAUGGGCUCGCGAGAUGCCAAGGCAUACCUGGCCAGCCCUGAAGUCGUGGCUGCCAGUGCCCUCAGCGGUGUCAUCUCCGGCCCAGGUGCCUACCAGGUGCCCGAGGGCUGGUCCGGCGUGGAGCACGGAUUCGGCACUGGUGCGGAACCCUCCACCCUGAGCGCCCUGGACAACAUGAUCCAGCAGAUGGAAUCCCUGAUCGACCGCGUCGAGUCAACAGCUGGAGGUGAAGAGAAGGCCGCCACCGAGAUCCUGCCCGGCUUCCCCGAGAAGAUCUCCGGUGAAAUCGUCUUCUGCGACAUGGACAACCUUGACACCGAUAAUAUUUACCCCGGAAAAUUAACAUACCAAGACAACGUCUCCAAGGAGGACAUGGCUCUCGCCUGUAUGAUGAACUACGACCCCGACUUCAAAGAGAUCGCCAAGCCCAACGACAUUCUAGUCUCCGGCUUCAACUUCGGCUGUGGUUCCUCCCGCGAGCAGGCCGCCACCGCCAUCCUGGCGAAGCAGAUCCCUCUCGUCGUGGCCGGUAGCUUCGGCAACAUCUUCUCCCGAAACAGCAUCAACAACGCGCUUAUGGGCCUGGAAGUCCCCCGCCUUGUCGAGCGUCUGCGUGCCACUUUUGCCGGUGCCGAGCGCCAGUCCACACGCCGGACCGGCUGGACUUUGACCUGGGACGUGAAGCGUAGCUCCGUUGAGGUGCGCGAGGGAGAGAAUGGAGAGACCUGGACCGAGCAGGUCGGCGAGCUGCCCGCUAACGUGCAGGCCAUUAUUGCGGCAGGUGGUCUCGAGGCUUGGGUCAAGGAGGAGGUUAAGAAAGCGGCUGCUCAGUCGUCUUAA